Molecule: messenger RNA, 1077 nt
Organism: Cooperia oncophora
Lineage: Eukaryota; Metazoa; Nematoda; Chromadorea; Rhabditida; Trichostrongylidae
Source: the annotation of a GenBank genome assembly
AUGGUGAACACGAAUCUGUGUUAUCCAAUGAUGUUGAUGACGACAAAGCCCAUGGAAAGCAUAGUGAGUGCUCGACACUGCGUGUUAGCAGCUUCCGGUUAUAAUCAAUUACAGGCUCAUGGAAAGAAGAAUAAAAAAAGCAAGAAAAGCGAAAGUGAAACGGUCGAAGUGGCCAACGGUCAUGUUACUCACGCAGCUUUCGAUCAACCCGACCAUCAAGUAGAUGGCGAAAAGAAGAAAGGUCAUAAAGGAAAGAAACACGAGCCUGAAGAGCAGCCGUCUGUGGAGGCCACGGUGGAAGCCGAACAAAAGGACAGCAAUGGACACCAUGAGCACACCAAGGAAAAACAUGAGACCGAGCAGGAUGAGCCAUCAUUGAAAAAGAAUAAGCAAAAGGAAAAGAAGAGCAAGCAGGUAUCCUCUCCAACCAUUGAAGUGCCUACAGUAACUGUGAUGACGGAACAGACGAAACACGAGAACGAAAGCGCGCCGACGAUGACCGAAUCACCACCAAUUCAGGUUCAUGAAGUAACAAGUACAGCUAAUGUGAAUGGAGUAAAAGAAACCUCUCACACUUCGCCAAUGACCUCUCCAACGCAAUUUGCCCAGAAUGUCGAGAAAUUGGUUUCCCAUACUAUGCACAGGACAACUGUUCAGGAAACGCUGCAUAGGACUAGACCCGAGAUUAUUGAAAUUGAUCCAAAUGUGAAGGUGACGAUCGAUCAUCAACUCGCCCAACUUGCCGAGAGGAAGCCGGAACCAACCGAGCAUAAGAUCCACAUCACCCCACUCCCUAUUGAACUGCACUACUCGAGACCUACGACCCCCUCGAAUCGCGAACGAGUUUACAAACUGCUCCCUAAGGAUAUCAUCUUCUGUUCUGGAUUGUUGGACUCACAUGGGGAGAACUAUGCGGCAAUGGCAGCCGAUAAAAGGAAUAUCUACAAGGAAAAUGCACGGGGUAUUCAAAGAAAAAUGAGGAUUUUCAAGGAAUCUCCACACUAUCAGACAUAUCUGCGCGCUAAGGAGGAAGGCAGAUCAAUUGAAGAUGUGUUGGCCGAAGAGGGCCAGAUGUGA